Emiliania huxleyi CCMP1516 is the source of this 849-nucleotide messenger RNA. RefSeq lists its product as hypothetical. Gene Ontology annotation, biological process: retrograde vesicle-mediated transport, Golgi to endoplasmic reticulum. The transcript has 5 exons. The record is from RefSeq and is a predicted model, not a curated record. NCBI's taxonomy places the organism in Eukaryota, Haptophyta, Isochrysidales, Noelaerhabdaceae. Gene Ontology annotation, cellular component: endoplasmic reticulum; SNARE complex. The coding region runs from base 1 to 849 and encodes 282 amino acids.
AUGGGCGUCUGCGUUGACAGAACCUCCGACUGGCGCGCGGCUGUUCGCGCCCAGCGGCAGCGGAUCGGGCAGAGCACGCCGUCCGACGAGCUACUCCGGCGUCCGCGACCCGCCCGCGACGCAUUCUGCGCCGGCGCGCUCGAGGCUCACAGCAGGAUUGGCGAAAUGGUGCGGCGGCUGCGCGCCAGCCACGCCGCCUAUGUGCUGGACGACGGCCUGAACGGGCUCACCGAGGCGGAGCGGGACGCGCUCGAUGGUGAGGGCGAACGGGUACUCGGCUCGAGCCGCGAGGCCAUCGAGCGGCUCGCAAAGUCUCUCGCAAAGUCCGUCGGCGGCGGCGCGAGCGCGCGUGAGGCGGACUCUGGCGACGCCGUGGCAGGCGAGGCGGUCGAGACGCGCGGGGGCGAACGCGGCGGGCAGCCGCAGCAGCACCGGAAGGCGAUGCUCGACUCACUCAACGACGAGCUGCGGGAGCUAGGGAGGCGCCUGCUGCGCGAUGCCCAGCGCGCGAGCCGGCUCAAGCGAGCCAUGGAGGCGCUCGAGGGGCGGCUGAGCGCCGAUAUAAAGCCGCCUGCGCACCAGUUCAGCGAGGCUGGGAACAGGAGCGGCCUUCCGCCGGAGGAGUGGCGCGGCGCCGACGCGUCGAUGCUCGAGGUGUCGAGCCUGUCGCACAUGUUUGCGUCAAAGAUCGAGCAGCAGUCGCACCAGUCGACCUCCGAGAACCUCACCCUCGGCAACCGAUACAUCGACUCGGCCGCAAAGCACUCGCGCGACUUCCGGCUGCUCGUCCUCACCUUCCUGCUCGUCGCCUCGCUCUCCCUCAUCUUUUUGGACUGGUACUACCCUUGA